AUGACGACUCUCUCAGACCGGCCCAGCGCUCCAACAAGCGAUAGCGAAAAGAAGUCCCUCGACAGAUCCGACAACUCAGUCAACAAUGACACCCAAGUCCUCGCCACCUCGACCGACGGCCUCCACCGCAGGCUCAGCACCCGCCAAGUCCAGCUCGUAGCCAUCGGCGGCUCUAUCGGCACCGCGCUCUUCGUGAGCAUCGGCGGCGCCCUGCAACGUUCCGGUCCAGGCAGCCUGCUUCUCGCCUUUGGAAUCUAUAACAUCAUCCUCUCGCUAUGCAACAACUGCAUGGCCGAGAUGGCCGUCUACAUGCCCGUCAGCGGCGGCUUCGUCCGUCUCGCUGGCAAAUGGGUCGACGACGCCUUCGGCUUCAUGGCCGGGUACAACUUCUUCUUCUACCAAGUGUUCAUGGUCCCGUUUGAAAUCGUCGCAAUCACCUUGGUGCUGUCGUACUGGAGCGAUCAAAUUCCAGUGGCGGCUGUGUGCUGUGGGUGCAUUGCGCUAUACGCUAUCUUAAACCUGUUCGCCGUUGGCACCUACGGUAGUGCGGAGUUCUACCUUUGCAGCGGCAAGGUACUUCUCCUGAUCAUGCUGUUCUGCUUCACCUUCGUCACGAUGGUGGGCGGUAACCCUCAGCACGAUGCCUAUGGCUUCAGGUCAUGGUCCGCCGGUGCGUUCGCCGAGUAUAUAAGUCCUGGCCGUCUUGGACAGUUCGAAGGCUUCUUGGCUGCGCUGUGGUAUGCCUCCUUCACGUGCGUCGGCCCUGAGUACGUCUCGAUGAUGGUCGGAGAAGCGAAGCACCCUCGUAUCUACGUGAAGCAGGCGUACAAGGUGGUCUACCUUCGCUGCUGGAUUUUCUUCUUCGGCAGCGCCAUCGCCGCCGGCAUCAUCGUCAGCCACAAGGACCCAACCUUGACUGCCAUCUUCGGCGGCGAGAGUGGUUCGACCGGUAGCGCGGCAGCGUCGCCGUACAUCAUCGCGAUGGGUAACCUCGGAAUCGGUAUCUUGCCGCAUAUCAUGACGGCACUCCUGGUCACGACUAUCUUUUCGGCCGGCAACACCUGCACGUACAACUCGACGAGAGUUCUCUACGGUCUGGCUCUCGAGGGCAGGGCGCCUAAGUUCCUGACCAAGACUACCAAGAGCGGCGCACCCAUCUACUGCCUAGCCGUCGUUAUGAUCUUCCCCUUCUUCUCUUUCAUGCAAAUGUCGAGCUCAUCCGCCAAGGUCUUGGACUGGAUCAUCUCUUUAACGACCGCCUCGACCGUCAUCGACUUCAUCAUCAUCUGCAUCACAUACAUCAGCUUCCACCGCGCUUGCAAGGCACAGGGCUUCCACCGCUCCAAGCUACCUUACGUUGGCCGGUUUCAGCCAUACAGCGCGUACAUCGGCUUGAUUGCGAUGAUUGUCAUUGUCACAUGCUACGGGUACAUCUCCUUCAGCCCGUUUGAUGUGGGUUCGUUCUUCAUCCACUACACGAUGGUCUUCCUCGCGGCCGUUCUGUUCGUCUUCUGGAAGUUCUACAAGGGUACGAAGUGGUUGAAGCCGGAGGAAGUCGACCUCGUUUGGGAGGCACCGGCAAUUACCGCAUACGAGGAGAUGGAGAAAGAAGUCUACCCUCCGAUCGGUUUCUUACGAGACGUCGGCAACAAUUUCGGACUCAGUAAGGUUUUGAAGAGGACGCGUACGGAGGACACCGUCUGA
Messenger RNA from Colletotrichum karsti, 1704 nucleotides. RefSeq lists its product as uncharacterized. Lineage: Eukaryota; Fungi; Ascomycota; Sordariomycetes; Glomerellales; Glomerellaceae. Gene Ontology annotation, cellular component: membrane. The transcript has 2 exons. Gene Ontology annotation, biological process: amino acid transmembrane transport. The record is from RefSeq and is a predicted model, not a curated record. Gene Ontology annotation, molecular function: amino acid transmembrane transporter activity. Bases 1 to 1704 code for a protein of 567 amino acids.